This is a messenger RNA of Euleptes europaea (tarantolino), 1262 nucleotides long. It is a transcript of the gene ATXN3, whose product is annotated as ataxin 3. Gene Ontology annotation, cellular component: nucleus. The transcript has 11 exons. NCBI's taxonomy places the organism in Eukaryota, Metazoa, Chordata, Lepidosauria, Squamata, Sphaerodactylidae. Bases 1 to 1125 code for a protein of 374 amino acids. Gene Ontology annotation, molecular function: cysteine-type deubiquitinase activity. Gene Ontology annotation, biological process: protein deubiquitination. The record is from RefSeq and is a predicted model, not a curated record.
AUGUGGCGUAGAGGCUGGCGAGGGUGGGAGACAAACAAACAUGGAGGCCAUCUUCCACGAGAGGAAGGCUCGCUAUGUGCCCAGCACUGUCUGAAUAACUUGCUACAGGGGGAAUAUUUCAGUCCUGUGGAGUUGUCUUCUAUUGCACAGCAACUAGAUGAAGAAGAGAGGAUAAGGAUGGCCGAGGGAGGGCUCUCUAGCGAAGAAUAUAGGACAUUUUUACAGCAGCCUUCUGGAAAUAUGGACGACAGUGGUUUCUUCUCUAUUCAAGUUAUAAGCAAUGCCUUGAAAGUUUGGGGUUUAGAACUAAUCCUCUUCAACAGCCCAGAGUAUCAGAGGUUCGGGAUCGACCCUAUAAAUGAAAGAUCUUUUAUUUGUAACUAUAAGGAACACUGGUUUACAGUUCGAAAGUUAGGAAAACAGUGGUUCAACUUGAACUCUCUCUUAACGGGUCCAGAACUAAUAUCUGAUACUUACCUUGCACUUUUUCUGGCUCAGUUACAACAGGAAGGUUAUUCUAUAUUUGUUGUAAAGGGUGACUUACCAGAUUGUGAGGCUGAUCAAUUAUUGCAAAUGAUUCGGGUGCAGCAGAUGCAGCGGCCAAAAUUGAUUGGGGAAGACACACUGCAAACAAGAGAUCAGAGGAUACAAAAGGCAGACCUUGAACAAGCCUUAGAUGUUAGCCAACCAUUUGAUGGGACGGGCGUGGUAGAUGAAGAUGAAGAGAAUUUCCAAAAAGCUCUUGCUCUCAGCAGGCAGGAAAUUGAUAUGGAGGAUGAAGAAGCGGAUCUCCGUAGAGCCAUUCAACUAAGUAUGCAGGGCGGCCAUCGGACUGGCUUUUCCGAUUCUUCCACCCUUAAUACUCCACUCUCCGCUGCAACAAAUCAGUCUGAAUCUCUUACAUCAGAAGAGCUGCGAAAGAGAAGGCAGGCCUAUUUUGAAAAACAGCAGCAGUUGCAUCAGCAAUGCCAGAACCAAGAAUUUCAUGAUGUACCAACUACAAGUUCAAAUGCACUGGGGACCGAUCCAGGAGGUGAUAUGAGAGAAGAAGAUAUGCUUCAAGCAGCCAUGAAUAUGUCCUUAGAAACUGUUAGAAACAGCUUGAAUACAGAAGAAAAGAAAUGACAUAAAUACCUAUUUUUUUCUAUGUAAACACUAAAAUCCUGUAUUAAUCCUGUGUGGAUGGUAAAAAAGGUAGGGUUCAUUUCACUGAUGUACCAAAGCAGGACGUAGCCCUAAAAGGUAUGAGGUUAAAAAUCAAA